UGAACGCAGCGAUUUCCAACUAACAAAAUUCAUUGAAGACCUUAAAGAUCCACUAUUUAGUACAUUUGUUUUUGAAAUUUCAACACAAAAUUUGAGAAUUGUUAAAAGUUAAAAAUAAAACUUAUGUAAUAAUUGUGUAAUUGGAUAAAAAAGAGGUGUAAUUUUUUGUUAAUUCUUUCCAAAAAAAAAAAAACGAAUAAAAGGACCAAGAUUAAUGGUCUUUUGAAAGUAGAACAAAUAACAUUAGUUUUUCUGCUCUUGGUGUCACGCAACUGAGAUACCAGAAUACAUCGUAGUUCAACAACAAUUAAAAUAUAACAAAUUUAUUUAAUUUAGUACAACUUAAUAAAACAUGUUAUAUUCUUUAAUGUUUUAUCUAACAAAUAUACCGCGUUUACAUCUAUGGGCCUAUGCCACCCUAGCAUACGUUAUAUAUUAUUUAUUACAAGUAGUUAAGCGUCCGAUUGUGGCCUGUGCAGAUGGACCAUUCAAAAAGUUUUUAUAUAAUAAUAUACCGACUUUAGAAAUGAAAUAUUGGCCAACAUUUUGGUGUUUUGAAAGUCGGGCUCAAACAGUAUUUGCCAGUAUUAUAAGAUCUCAAGUAUUGCCAAAAAUUAAUUACAGGAGGGAAAUAUUGGUACUACCCGAUGGCGGUGAAGUAGCUUUAGACUGGAUGGAGGACGGUUGUAGUAAGGACGGGCCUUGUGUUAUUCUAUUACCCGGUUUAACGGGUGAAUCUCAGGCCGAAUAUGUCAAAUGUUUAGUGGUUGCUGCCAAACAGUCGGGUUUACGUGUCGUUGUUUUCAAUAAUCGCGGUCUGGGAGGUAUUGAAUUGAAAACACCCCGUUUGUAUUGUGCCUCAAAUUGUGAAGACCUAUCGGAGGUGGUAAAACAUGUGGGAAAAAGCGUUCCCAAGGAUAGAUUAGGUGCAGCUGGUAUAUCAAUGGGCGGCCUUAUACUGGGCAAUUAUUUGGUGCGUAAAAGUGUGGAGGCACGUGCUUAUUUGGCUGCAGCUAAAAUUAUUUCAGCUCCCUGGGAUGUUCACAAAGGUACAGCCAGUAUUGAAAAGCCAAUUUUGAAUAACUUAUUGGGAAGACAUUUGACCAACAGCCUGUGCAAGACUUUGAAAAGUUGCGAAAUAUUUAAAGAUGCUGAUAUCGAUAUGGAUAAAAUUUUAACGUGUAAAACCAUAAAAGAAUUCGAUGCCUUAUUUACAUCAAAACAGUUUGGUUAUGCCCAUGUAGACGACUAUUAUUCCGAUGCUACACUUCACAAUAAACUACAUUAUAUUACUGUGCCAUUACUAUGCCUUAGUGCUGCUGAUGAUCCAUUCCAACCCCUCGAAGCCAUACCCAUUAAGCCAGCCGAAGAAAGUACACAUGUGGCCAUUGUUGUGACAGCACGCGGAGGUCAUAUUGGUUUCCUGCAGGGAUGGUGGCCAUCGUCGAAGGAAGAGUAUAUGGGACGCUUGUUUGUUGAAUAUUUUACAACUGUUUUGUGUGAUAAAAUGGAAGAAUUUAAAAAAAUAACCAACGAUAUGUUUGAAAAAUAUGAUGAACAAAAGUUUUUAUUUCCAACCAAAGAACUUGAAAAAAAGGUCGAUAUGAAAAUAACAUCGUCUUUCUUGAAUUCGGAGCAAUUAGAGGAGUUGUGUAAGGAAAUGUAGUUUCAAAAAAUACUUGAAACGUAAUUGUAAAAUGUGAUUUUUACAAGUUUAUUUUUUUUUUGCAUUUUCAAUUGCUAGAAAAACGAAAUAGAAUAAUUUUUAGUAGAAAAGGUUUUCUACUAUACAUAUGUACUCGUAUAUACAAAAUGUUACUUAAAUUAGGUUGUUAUAAGUACUAAUUCUAUGAUCAUUUUAAAUAAUUCCUUUAUUGUGAUAGACAAGAUCAAUCAAUAUGAACCUAUUUUA
Calliphora vicina (urban bluebottle blowfly) is the source of this 1912-nucleotide messenger RNA. RefSeq names its product phospholipase Hydr1 (gene Hydr1). The record is from RefSeq and is a predicted model, not a curated record. The transcript is spliced from 6 exons. Gene Ontology annotation, molecular function: acetylesterase activity; monoacylglycerol lipase activity. NCBI's taxonomy places the organism in Eukaryota, Metazoa, Arthropoda, Insecta, Diptera, Calliphoridae. Gene Ontology annotation, biological process: medium-chain fatty acid catabolic process; medium-chain fatty acid biosynthetic process. Bases 353 to 1666 code for a protein of 437 amino acids.